Messenger RNA from Ornithodoros turicata, 603 nucleotides. RefSeq lists its product as uncharacterized. The record is from RefSeq and is a predicted model, not a curated record. Bases 82 to 516 code for a protein of 144 amino acids. The transcript is spliced from 6 exons. NCBI's taxonomy places the organism in Eukaryota, Metazoa, Arthropoda, Arachnida, Ixodida, Argasidae.
GCAUUGAUGACAGUAUGUGUAUUAUAAUAAACAGCACAUCUUCUUAUUAUCUCAUCACAGUUGCUUGAGGAACAGUCAAGCAUGCCAGGAGUGAGCAUGCCAGAACCCAGUGCACAAGAGGCAGGACAUGUGCACGAGGUCGCGGAUAUGCCUUCUGUGCCUCCUUCACCUGCUUUGGACAUAUCGGUGGGUGACGUACAAGAAGACAUCAGUGGAGACAGCACUGGGUUUGACUGCACACAUAUUCUUAUAUGUGACGAACAAAAUGACCCAUUGAGCUUCACUGAUGACACAAGUUCAGUAGGGACACCUGGGCCAUCCGUUCAGUCAUCCAGGCUGUCGUCUGUAGGCACUUCCCCGCUUGCCUCCCUUACCAGCCCAAGCACCAGCAGAGGCGUGCUCGUGGUAAGGGUAAUACUCAUAAACAUAACACUUGAAUAUGAUAUUAUACAUUAUGUCGUGAACUGGCAGUACCUGAUAGGAAACAGAUGCAAUAUCUGUAGUUACAACUUGUGACACGGACGUCUGAAAUCUCAGUUCCACGCUAUGGCUAUGUUCUGCAAUUUCUGGUGGACACAGUGCUGGGAAUGAAGUAUAGUAAAG